AUGACGAUCUACAGCUUGUACAUCUUCGAUAGACAUUGCGCCUGCGUGUACUAUCAGGACUGGCAUCGAACCGUGCGCCCCAAAGGCGCCGUUGAAGGCGGUAUGCUCCCCGCCGUCUACGCCGCCGUCUACCCCGCUGCGACUCCCGACUCGCUUUAUAACCAGCGCGGAUCCCUCGCGACCUCGGGCGUCGUCGUUGCCGUCAAUGAGUCGGGCGAUUCAACCGCCCCAGCCCAGACCCCGCUUCUGCAGCAUGCCCCAAGCCCGAUUGCCCCGAUGCCUCCACCGCCCACCGCGGCACUGCCGUUCGACGAGGAGGCCAAGCUAGUUUACGGUGUCGUACUUUCGUUGCGGAAUAUGGUCAAGAAGUUGUCCGGAAAAGACGAACAGUUUGUCAACUACCAGACCUCGACUUACAAGCUCCAUCUAUACGAAACCCUGUCUGGUUACAAGUUCGUCAUGCUCUCCGACCCCACUGCCGACUCCCUCCGUUUUGUCCUCCGCCAACUUUACGCUGGCCCGUUCCUGGAGUACGUCGUGCGCAAUCCACUCGUGGACAUGGACUCGCGGGAGCGGGGGAUCGAUAACGAGUACUUCCGGCUUACCACCGACCGGCUUGUCCGCGGGCUCACUAUAUUCCAGUAG
This is a messenger RNA of Epithele typhae, 645 nucleotides long. Its product is annotated as snare-like protein. Gene Ontology annotation, cellular component: TRAPP complex. The coding region runs from base 1 to 645 and encodes 214 amino acids. Gene Ontology annotation, biological process: endoplasmic reticulum to Golgi vesicle-mediated transport. The transcript is spliced from 3 exons. NCBI's taxonomy places the organism in Eukaryota, Fungi, Basidiomycota, Agaricomycetes, Polyporales, Epitheliaceae. The record is from RefSeq and is a predicted model, not a curated record.